Panicum virgatum (switchgrass) is the source of this 802-nucleotide messenger RNA. Its product is annotated as glutaredoxin-C7-like. Lineage: Eukaryota; Viridiplantae; Streptophyta; Magnoliopsida; Poales; Poaceae. The transcript has a single exon. Bases 189 to 593 code for a protein of 134 amino acids. The record is from RefSeq and is a predicted model, not a curated record.
UUGACGGCGACCACCCAACCAGCCACUCAGAGACUUCACGCCGUGAAUUAGCUAGCGGCGGCAGGCGGCAGCUCGAUCGGCAACCACACGCCCCGCGCCCCCCUCUGCUCCUGCCUGCAAGGCUGCAGCCGAGCCCCGUCGAUCGCCCGCCCCCCAACCACAGCGAGAGGAGAAAGGAAGAGUAGAUCAUGCAGGGCGGCGGCGGCGUGAGCUGCGCGGUGGCCGGCGAGGCGCCGACACCGGGGCCCCGGCGCCGGCUGGGCCUGACCAUCGACCCCGCGGGCGACGUGGAGGCCCCCGCGGAGCGCGUCGGGCGGCUGGUCCGCGAGAGCCCUGUGGUGAUCUUCGCCCGGCGCGGGUGCUGCAUGUGCCACGUGAUGCGGCGGCUGCUGGAGGCCGUGGGCGCGCACGCGACGGUGAUCGAGGUGGAGGAGGCCGCCGAGGAGGCCGCGGCGUCGGCGGCCGCCGCGGCCGCCGUGCCGGCUCUGUUCGUGGGCGGCGCGCCCGUGGGCGGGCUCGACGGGCUCAUGGGGCUCCACCUCAGCGGCCUCCUGGUCCCGCGCCUCCGCGAGGUCGGCGCGCUCUGCGGCUAGGGCCCCCGGGCCGGCCGGCCGGGGCCGCGCGCCGCGCGCCGGCCGCCGGCCGACGACCCCCACCCCCGCCGGAGCCGCGGCGGGCGGGUCGCUUCGCUUUGCUCGGGCCUCCCUCUGUAGAUACACGGGUACGCUACGUUACGUAAUUUAGGAGCAAGUCGAGGGGGGCGGAGCAAAAUGGACAGUGACGUAAGACGUCGUCGCGUGCU